GUCUCUUUCUCCUCCAUCAGCACUGCCACCUAGCUAACCACAGACAGCUCACUGGUGUUGGGAGCACCACAGCUUAGAGCUAGCUGGUAGCACCUGAGUUGUGCAGUGACUCAUACUCAGGGAUUAUACUAGACUCCGAGGUGCCUGGGGAACUAAGCUAGCUGAGGUUUACUAGCCCCUGGAGGGUGACGGACAGCUCUUAUCAGUACCAGAGGAGCGUGGCGUCAAGGGCGGAACUGCCGCUGCGAGCCAAAGUGCCCUCCUCUCUCUCCCUCCCUCCCUCCCUCCCUCCCUCCCUCCCUCCCUCCCUCCCUCCCUCCCUCCCUCGCCAACCCAUCUCUCAUCUGGAGGAAAAGGCCAGUCAUCGCGUGGGGACUGUGCCAGUGAGGGGGGUGACAUCAACACAAAGACUACUCUCCCCAAAACAACAAUUACACUAUCUGCAAAGAGAAGGACUAACUGAAACACAACUCUCCACUGUGAGAAUCACUGUUUCCGUGUCGAGGGAGGUUCUCCGAAGGUUUUCUGGAGGUUGUGUGACCAUUGAGUUGAGGUUUUUGUCUGGAGGUCAGUGAGUGGUACCUGCAGCCAUGUCUCCGUUCCUGCGUAUCGGCUUCUCCAGCUUCGAGAUGGACCCAGGUCUGGCCUACCAUGAAGAGGUGAUCAACCCGUACUGUGCUGUCUACAUGAAGGAGGCUAUAGACACAGAGAAGGGCCAGGUGUACAAGCAGAAGAAGCCCACCAUGUACCCUCCCUGGAGCAGCACGUUUGACGCCCAUGUCCACCAGGGCCGUGUCAUGCACGUGGUGGUGAAGGAUAAAACCGCUGAGCUAAAGUCUGAGGCCGUGGUGCAGCUGGACACCCUGGCCUCACGCUGCAAAAAGGAGAAUGGCAAGCUGGAGAUCUGGGUGGAGCUGAAGCCACAGGGUCGUCUACUCAUGGAGGCCAGAUACUACUUGGAGAAGAGUGAAACCGCAGGUGAGGGUGAGGGAGAUGGAUUUGGAGAGAGAGACAGGGAUCCGGGAGUCUUUGCCCUCCACGCACGACGCGGAGCCAUCAAACAGGCCAAGAUCCAUGAGGUCAAAUGUCAUGAGUUCAGCGCCACUUUCUUCCCCCAGCCCACCUUCUGCUCCGUCUGUAAAGAGUUUGUCUGGGGUCUGAAUAAGCAGGGUUAUCAGUGUCGACGUGAGUAUCUCUGCUCUCUCUCUCUCUCUCUCUCUCUCCCCUCAUCUUCUACCUAUUCCAUGUUCUAUCCCUACACUCCUCCAUCCUCUCUCCUGUCUACACUCUCAUCCCCCAUCCUUGGUCUUUCAGAGUGCAACGCAGCCAUCCACAAGAAAUGCAUUGACAAAAUCAUCGCCAAGUGCACUGGGUCGGCCAUCAACAGCAAAGAGACCAUGAUCCACAAGGAGCGCUUUAAGAUCGACAUGCCCCACAGGUUUAAGGUGUACAACUACAAGAGCCCCACAUUCUGUGAACACUGUGGCACGCUGCUGUGGGGACUGGCCAAGCAGGGACUCAAGUGUGAGGAGUGCGGUAUGAACGUUCAUCACAAGUGCCAGAAAAAGGUGGCCAACCUGUGUGGAGUCAACCAGAAACUGAUGGCUGAAGCCCUGGCCACGAUCGAAACUAAACAGCAGGCCAGGGGCUCCAGAGAGAGUGAGAUCUAUAGUCGAGGCGGGCCGGUGGGUGUGGGCCAGGCAGGGGUUGUGCGGGAACCUUCAGGUUUAGUGGCAGGUCUCCCCCUGACAGCAGCCACCGCUGGGCGAAAAGAGCAGCAGGGUAUAUCGUGGGACACCCCAGCGGAGGGGGUAAUGCCUGCCCCUGUGAUGGAGGAGCCUGAGAUGCUGUACGCCGUGCCCAGAAAAGAACACUUUCACAAGUUCACCCUCGACAACUUCAUCCUGCACAAGAUGCUUGGCAAAGGCAGCUUCGGCAAGGUGUUUUUGGCUGAGCUGAAGAGCAGUAGACAGUUCUUUGCGGUGAAGGCUCUGAAGAAGGACGUGGUUCUGAUGGAUGAUGAUGUGGAGUGUACCAUGGUGGAGAGGAGAGUCCUCUCCCUGGCCUGGGAACACCCCUUCCUCACACACCUCCACUGCACCUUCCAGACCACGGAGAACCUGUUCUUUGUGAUGGAGUAUCUGAACGGAGGUGACCUCAUGUUCCACAUCCAGAACUGUCACAAGUUUGACGUGCAGAGAUCGACGUUCUAUGCUGCUGAGAUUAUCUGCGGGCUCCAGUUCCUCCACUCCAAAGGCAUUGUCUAUAGGGAUCUGAAGCUGGACAACGUGUUGUUAGACUCAGAAGGCCAUAUAAAGAUAGCAGACUUUGGGAUGUGUAAGGAGAACAUGGAGGGAGAAACACGGACCUGCACCUUUUGUGGAACACCUGAUUACAUCGCCCCAGAGAUUCUGCUGGGGCAGAAGUACGGCAGCUCAGUGGACUGGUGGUCGUUCGGGGUCUUGCUGUACGAGAUGCUGACUGGCCAGUCUCCAUUCCAUGGUCGCGAUGAGGAGGAACUGUUCCAGUCCAUCAGGACAGAUGACCCCUGUUACCCCCACUGGCUGGCCAAGGACGCACGAGACAUCCUCAUCAAGCUGUUUGUGAGGGAGCCAGAGAGGAGGCUGGGUGUGAAGGGGAACAUCCGUCAACACUCCUUCUUCAAAGACACAGACUGGAACGCUCUGGAGAAACGAGAGGUGGCGCCACCCUUCAGGCCAACUGUGAAAUCCCCCAGUGACGUCAGUAACUUUGACAAGGAGUUUAUCAAUGAGAAACCCAGGUUGUCAUGUGCAGAUCGUACCCUCAUGAACAGUGUGGACCAAACCAUGUUUAACAACUUCUCCUUCGUCAACCCAGCUAUGGGCCACAUCAAAAGCCCCUGACCUGCGAUAACCUUACAGCAACCUACCAGCAACAUAUUCACAAUACAUCAACAACCAACCCACUGUACCAGCAACAUAUUCACAACCCAUCUGUAACCUUCGGACAACCUAUUCGCAACACAUCAAUUACUCAUUAUGACAACACAUCACAGACAGGAGUCAAGGACACUUACCUAACAGAUCAAUAACGUAUCCACAACCAGUCAAUAACGUAUCCACAACCAGUCAAUAACAUCUCACCUCAGCUCUUUUACACAGCCAAGGUGUACAGCCAAGGUGUACAGCAGUGGAGGCUGAUAAGGGGAGGACGGCUCAUAAUAAUGGCUGGAACAUAGAAAAUGGAAUGGCAUCAAACACGUGGAAACCAUGUGUUUGAUGUAUAUGAUACCAUUCCACUGAUUCCGCUCCAGUCAUUACCAUGAGCCAGUCCUCCCCAAUUAAGGUGCCACCAACCUCCUGUGGUGAACAGACUACUUUAGGAGUCACUACCCGAUUGCCCAGAUUGUGUGGAAUACUGAGAAUGUUGUAUUGUACUCAUAACCUGUUAUUCAGUAGUGUCUGUUUUAGCCCUGCACAUAAGUGUCUGUUCAAUCUACUUUAACCAUUUCCUGGGACAUUUUAUAUUUAAUUCUGAAAGUGUAUCAGUAGUUUUAUUAAAAAGAGCCACGGUUAGGCGGUUAAUAUAUUAAAAUGUGUUGUUUUGCCAUUGCUAUUGCUCAGAUCCAGGUAGAUUGCCACACUAUCGGACGGUGGAGUGGUUGGUUUCAGUGUACAUGGAUAUAUGAAUAGUUUAUGUUUACAUGAUACUGUGUUUUAUAAUGGUCCUUCAGAGGCUUGUGAUCGCUGUGACUAAGUUAUUAUACAAUCUAAUGACAUAGAUGAUGCCUAGAUUCAGCAGUAAUUGUUUGUUUUUAUUCUGUACAUUAAAAUCAGAUUUUUGUAAA
Salmo salar (Atlantic salmon) is the source of this 3829-nucleotide messenger RNA. NCBI's taxonomy places the organism in Eukaryota, Metazoa, Chordata, Actinopteri, Salmoniformes, Salmonidae. The record is from RefSeq and is a predicted model, not a curated record.